AUUCUAAUUUCCUGAACAAGAACGAGAACUAUAAAUAAAAGAUUGCUGAUACAACAAAACAUAAAAAUUACGUUACAAGCAAACAGGAAUCACAUUGAAAGAAACCUUGUGAAGUAUUUCAGCUGUCAUCCUGGAAAAUAAUACGUACUAACUCGAGCCUGUUUUUUAAUUUUUUUUUACAAUCAUUAAAAUAAUAUCUCUUAAAAGCGUGCUGAAAAUGAGGGAAAGUAGCUUAAUUUGCCACUCACCACUUUCUUUAUUCUUUAACUUAAACUUUAUUUUAUUAAAAUUAAAGAUCUUUAAUUACCGGUUUGUAAUAUUUUAAUGUUAUAAUUUAUAUGGAUAUUAAUACUAUACUAUUACUAUACUUAUAUUUGAAUUUGAUCCAAUGGAAAGAGUAAGUCUAAGACUUACUAAGACUUUGUUAAAUGACCAGCAUUGUUGUAAUCACUGUGCUCUUUUUAUUUAAUAAAUUUUUUGCUUUCCAUGGCCACAUUAAUGUAGGAUAGGCAUAGGCCAACAAUUAGUACUAGCCUAUAUCUAUGGUGUACUUAGCGAAACCAUCGGCUUUGGCCUGCGUAAACCGCAUCGGUGUACCUAGUGAAAUCCUGGGUACACCGCGGCAAAAAUUUACCAUUGGCCUGGUUUUAAGAUAUACUUGUUGGAGAAGAUCGUGUGUGGUCAAGUGGUAGAGUGGACGCUUGGCGAUAAUAUAGUUUGAGAUCAAUUCUCAGUAGGGGAUCGAGUUUUUUUCCUCCCAUUUUAGUUUUAAAAUAUUUUGUAGCAAUUGAAACAAUUUAAAUAUAUGUUUAAAUAUUAUAUUAAAUACACUUUAUAUAUUUAUUUAUAUAUAUAAGUGUUUCAACAAGUUGUGCCGGCCUUUGACUUUGAAAAUACCGGUAACUUUAGUAAUAAGACUUUAGACAUUUGAAAACAAACUUAAAGUUUCUGAAAGCGCAUGUAAUACAUGAUGAUCAUGUAUAACAGAAACAUUAUGAAUACUAAGUGACUGAUAUUCUAUUGUAUUUCAACAUUCUUCGUAUAGUUGAAUAUUUACAUUUUACUUUUACGAACAACCAAAGAAAAUACCAGUAUGAAUAAUAUUCAUGCAUAUGAAUAUUAAUGUGCAUGGUCGUAUUUCAACCUUGAACCAUCUUGCUUUCACUAUGCCUUAUGCAUUGGCAAAAUGUACAUACGAUAUCAAAGGUUCAUUCACAACACUCAGUCUCACAGCAAAUCUUUUGAAAACACCUCGAUUUUAGAAACUUGCGGAGCGGUAGCAAACUGUAUAGCAAAGCCAUAGGUCUGCGUUUACCCUUUUCAUGACGUAAUUUGUUUCCAGAAUGGCAUGGCAUGUGCUAUUCUCAGGGUAAAACACGACGUUUUCUCACAGAAACCAUUGCACAAUGCGCCUGGGACAGGAUUUGCACUAUGUCAAAGUUUUUGUAUUUGUUGUUGUUGUUUUUUUUUAAGAAAUCGAUCCUUGCCGGGGAGUGGGGGGUGGUGGUGAGUUAUGGGCAGAGGCUUAACCAAAAAGAGGGCAUUCACAAAUCACGGCUCAGGAUAGGGGUUGUCCACAAAGGACGUCCGCACAACCAACUUACCUUUUGCAUCCCCCCUCCCUCUGCCUGCAUUUUUUUUACUAAUGUGUAAUGCCAAUGUAAAACUAAAUCAAUGAUUUUUAAUUAUUGUUAAAAGACUUUCAAAUAACUGCAGUGUUUCGUAUUGAUCAUCUUACUGCUGUUUUGUGUUGACACAUGCUUGGUGUCACAAUGACAAUGCCUCGGACUACUUUAACUUCACGACUUCAUGAUCAAUGUAUGAGUAUGUGAUUCUCUUCCCGUAGUGUAUUUGUGGCGUAAUUAUAUCAUGGUGCUAACAAAAUAGAUACACUGUCUUCCCAUUCAUUUUUACACCAUGCCCCGAGGGAUCACAUACAAUGUUAUAUUUAUAAGGCACCCCCCCCCAAAAAAAAAAACAAACCCAAAACAAAACAACUAACAACUGGGUGGGGGUGGGCAUGAGAGAAUAAUUUCAAAUUAAGAUUCACAAUCAUAUGAUAAAACUUACAAUUAAUAAAUAUAUUUGUAUUUCAAGAUAUUGGGGGAGGGGGGAAUAAAGUGGUUAACUUUAAAAAUAAAUCAUGGUUUAACAUUACACCCCCCCCCGCCCCUUCCCUUCCAAAAAUAAUAAGAAAUGCUUUACAUGCACUUUGCCACAUACGCGUGGACCUUACUCAAUAUCUUCCCAAGGUAAUAAACGAAUUUUUAAUAGUUUUCAGUUUUAACACGAGUAUAACAUUAAAUCUACAAGUACCGGUUAGGCCAAAAAGUUAAAGACUCGCAAAGACCAUAGUUUGGCUACUGUAAAUCGCUGCGGUGUACGCAGGCCACAGACCAUGAUUUAGCUAGGUACACCGCCACGGUGUACGCAGGCCAAAGUCAAUAGUUUCGCUAGGUACACCGCCGCGGUGUACGUAGUGCCAGCCAUUUUUAAAAUUGUAGGCCUGGAAAUAGUAGGUGGCAGGAAGUUUAAAUUAAAGUUAAAUUACAUUUCCGUCAUUCAGUUCAGAAAUUUAACAAAAGAUUAUUAAAACUCUCUUAGUCUUAUUGAUUGUUAUGGCAUGGGAGCCAAUUACAUUCUUGUUGAAGAUACAAAAAAUGACAAAAUUUAUUUUUUUUGUCCCGACAUGGGGGACUGAAUGACAUGUUAAAAUAGGGCUGAUAUUCAAUGGAAAAGGGUAAAUAGACAAUUUUAAACAUUGUCACUGAUCGAAUUUAAAUGAUUAAGAGAAAUCACACAAAAAAGUAUUCAAAACAUUUAUAGCUUACCAUAGGUAAAAAAAGUGACACGGCAAAAAAAUGGGGGUUCAUCUUGUUAGUAAGUUAGUAAAUUAUAUGAGCAUCACCGUUAGACAAAUAUUUAACACAAUCAAUGACAAAAUUAAUUUAUUAUUAGAAAACUGCGACGUAGAAUGCAAAAAUCCGACUACACCAUAGAGCUGAUUGUAGAAUGUCCACUUAAGUUUUUGCAUCAUUUUUUGCCAUGCGUAGAACCCGUGCCCAAGUCAUAGUACCAUACCUACACAUGAGUUGUCAGAAUAUUCAUUGUGUUAAUGUCAUGCCCCCAAUGUCAUGCCAUCUCCAGGUUUGAUUUCAGAGUUUUCCUUCUAUUGAUGAAUUACCAUACAAGAUUAUAAUUGCAAUCCACCAAGGAUGCUGGAUUUGUUUUUGCUUGUCUAGGCUUUUUUAGGGGAUUGAACUCCAGUAUAGAGCUUGGGAUUGACUCAGUUUAGACAGACUGUUCGGCCACCCAGCACCCAUAGCUCAGUCUGCCUAGUCUAUCUACUGCUAAUAAUAAUAAUAUCAGAAGACCUGCUAAGAAUAUGCUUUAUCUUCUAUUUCUAAGACCUCCUACUAAUAAUUAAAAUGUUGAUAACAGUAUUAAUAACAUGGAGUUUGAGUUUAAACUGAAGACCCACUUACUAUUCAGUAGGUUUAAGCUUGUAUCGACACAUAUAAAAGGAAAAUGCAUAACUUAACUAUGCACUGUUCUUUUAAAUAUACCAAAAUUAAGUUUCUCAUUUCUCUGAAUUUAACUCCACUCAGUCAUUUUUAUUCUUAAGUGUAAUUUAUAAAGCUUAACAAUAUCCACCCCCCAAAAAAUAGUUGGUACCAUGGGUGCCCGCAGGUGGGCCCUUGUCCCCCCCCCUGGAUUGAUUGGAUAAAAAAUUUUUAGAUAAAAAUAGACAAAAAAUUUAUUAAAGUAAAGAGAAAAUAAAGAAAAAGUAACUAAGCUGAUGUCCUGACCGUUCGUUCACCAUACAAAUAUGCUACAGUAAAUUAAAACUAUACUAAAACAUUACUAACAAAUUUUUGCGCCACCCUGGAAAGUUAAUNCCCCCCCUGAAAGUUAACCCAUUUUUUUUGCCCCCCCACCCCCCUGGAAAGUUAACCGAUUUUUUUUGCCCCCCCACCCCCCCCCCCCUAGAAAGUUUUCUGCGGGUGCCCAUGGUUGGUACCUAUCUAAUUUCAUGAAAUAAAAUAAUCACCUAUUUCAUAACAGUAUCUAAAGAUUAAAUAUGCCUUGUUUUGAAAUUGUACAGCACAACCAAAGGGAAGGGCAUUUAAUCUGGCCUGUAUUUUGAAAAUCGAAGCCAUUAACUAUAACUAGGUCCAAAUUAAUCAAUUCAAUAAACAUUAAAAAAAACAUUCAUAAAGAAAAAUUUAUGACUGAACUUAUUUUAGAAGAGAAUUCUUGCAACUGUUACUUUUCCCUUCAGAACUUUUGUUAAUUUCAGAUCACUAAUAAUUUUGAACUCUUCGAAAAUUUAACUUUAAUUUUCACAUUUAUUUUCAGCUGCACAGUGACAAUGGUAAAUUAACACUUUUUCAAAACUACCUGUGGCCUUUUAAGGUUGAAGACAUUUAUCAAGAUUUGUUUUGGUUUUCACAAGACUGAAGUUUGACCUGACCUCUGAAAUGGAUGCUCAAAUUCUUGAAGAGAAAAUGAAUGAAGCUCGCAGCAAAUUUGAACGAGCUUGCCAACAAAUAGUUCUUCUUGAUCAAAAAAUCAAAGACCUUGAGAUCAGGUAUAAACGAGCAGUAAAAAAUAAGAAAAACUCUUUCCGUUACAAUCUCCGUCUGAGACUUUCAGUGGUGACAGGUGUAAAAAUGAUGUACCACCAUUAUGCAAGCACAAAGGCAGAGGAGCUGACCAGGCUGCGUAGACUAGUACCGACAUCAGAAUCUUCUGAAACGUAAUAAUUCAUUAUGAUAAUUUUUUUUUAAAGCAUAUUUUUAUGAAAGUAAAAUUUAAUACACUUGAUACAUUUUUGAAGCUUAAGCCAGCAACAAGAAUCAACGGCUAAGCUAUUUAAUUUUUAAUAAAAUGUUUUUAGUCAAUUGUUUUUUUCAGAGUAGCUUAGUUAAAUCGGUUAAAAAAUAAUCCUUUUAGUCCCUCUCUUACUCAUACAGUGUUCAACUUGUUCAUUUUAGUUGAGCACCCAACUAAGCAAACUAACAAUUAAAACUAUAUCCUAUUCAGGUUCAUCUUUUACUUAAUUAAUUUUAACUUUUUGUGCAGUAAUAUAUUUCACAUUGCCUUUUAUUUAUACCAAUAAGACCUUGGUUUCAUUUUUAAUUGCAUUACUUAAAAGAGGAACAAAGCAAAAAAUCCUUUAAAAAAAAAAUAAGAAAAGUUCUGCAUACUGUUUACUAAAAGUUUUAAAAACCUACAGUUUUUGCCAAAGCUAUUUUGAAAACGCCAUUUUAUUUCUCUAUCCUUUUCACUACGGUACUGAGUUAUUCCUAAGUGGCUAUCCAUUGUCACAAAAUUUUGACUCCCUUAUCACACAUUAUCAUAAAUUUGACUAUCAACAAAGAAAUAAAAUCAAUGUUAUCAUGGAAAGUUCAACUUUAUUUAAUGUUUAUAAUAUGUGACCAUGAAAUAGGACUGAACCAGUUUGUUCAAACUGAACUUAUUUCACACUGGCCAUGUUUAUUGUUAGUUGUUUUUUUUUAAAGAAAAAUAAUAAUGUUUUAUAACAAAUUUUUAUUAAUGUAAGUUAAGAAUAUUGAUUUGAAAACGAAAAACAUUUUUAAGUUUUGUGUUUUUAAUAUUUGUUUUACUACACAAUGUUUUAAAGCUUAUAAGAAAUUUAUUAAUUAAGUAAUUAUGAAUUUUACUGUUGAUAGUGUCAUGAUGCUUUUAAAAAUUGUUAACUGCAAUUCCAUCAAAUUUUUACAAGAUAUAUUUCAAUUGUGCAUGACACUCCUAGUAUUUAUGAAAUGUUCUGUUUUUUUAAUUCUAUAUUUAGUGGAAAUAUUCUUUUUUUAUUUCUACUUAUCUGUUGAUUGAAUUGUAAAAAUGUUCAAGCCUGUGUGUGAACUUCAAUUUAAUGUAAGGUAAGCCUAUGAUAGCUAAGCUUCAAUGUGAAAAGUCCAAUUUUUCCUGUCUUUUUCACAAAAAUGAAUUUCCAUGAGGUUUUGUUACUCUCAAGGAUUAUGUUGCUGGUGUCCAUGCUGUAGCUUUUAUUUGUUGAUGGAAAUUGUAUUAAUGCCUGACUCUUAAAAAAAUAACUGCAGCAUAAAUUAUAAAUUUCUUUACAUACCGUAAUAAAGAGAGAUGCAGUCAUGUUUAUGACUUUCAUUUAAUGUUAGUGAAGAUACCCAGAAGUCAUUGGGAAAAUGCAGUUACUUAACUCUAUCGCUGCGGCACAACACACAGCACAUUUAUCCGAUGUGAUAAAAAGCAAGGACCAACGCACUGUGCAUUGUUUCAGUAUCAUGGUUGGCUUUUGUUAUUUCUCUGUUAAACUUUUUAAGAGCUAUUUUUUAAAUUAGACUUUUACAGAGAAGAGUGGUACUUCAUUGUUUAUGUGCGAAAGCAAUGUUUAUUUGUUGUUAUUUGAAGUAUGAAUUUAUUAAUAUUCUUGGCUGUUUUUUUGUUUGUCAAUACUUUUUCAAGGCUACUCCCAGACCCUAGUGGUGUCAGUAAGUUUCCUAGAUUGAAAGCUCAACAAGCUUCAGAAAUGUUUCAUAUUAUUUCUUUUGAUAGUGAAGAUGCUUUAGAUUUAGAUCCAUCACAUGAUUCCUUAUAUUUUCUGUUUAUUUGAGCUAGAGCAGUGAAGAUGAUGUAUGCCUAAAUCAAAGGGUUUUGCAUUUCAAAUUUUAAGUUUCUCUGAUAUUAUAUUAUUUUAGUGAAACUGAAGAAACAAGUUUACAAACAUAAAGUCCAUUCAAUCAUCUUUCAUUUGAUAACAAAUGUAGCCUUAUGGUUUAAAUAAUAUUUUAAAUAUUUUUUAAUAAACCCAACCUCUCACUCUUUUUUGCUCUUUGAAAAAAAAAAUUUACAUUUUUGCGUGAAAAAAAAAAAAAGCAGUGAAGCGUUAAAUCAUAGGGUUGACAGGUUUUGUGGGCAUUUUUUAAAAAUGAGAGACAUGAUAAGAUCAGAUGUUAAAUUAAGGUGAGGGAAUGUAAUUCGCAAUGAGUAAUUUCAUUUUUACAAUAAAAAAUACAUUUACAUAUAAUGACAUAAUCUGUUUUGAUAUAAAGUUUCCCAUACGGUAAAUGAUAAAGACAGUUUUUUAACACCAGUUGACAGCGUGUCUCUGAUUUGCCGAGACUGUCUCAGAAACACAUUUCCCAUCACUUAUUUUUUUUUUUUAGUCCUGUAUAAUAUCCCUAAUUUUUAAAAUUAACGUAGUGGCCCUUAGGUCCUAGCUACAGGCGCAUCGCUAUUACAUCAGUACCCCACAUGUGUCAUACGCCCCUUAGCCAAGCGUACACUUUCUGAGAGCCACUGACACAGAUGGUUCCAUUUGACUGUAAGGGCUCAGUACUGCUCUAUACCGGGAUGAACCUUUUCUGUGGAUUUACAUGUGAUUUUGUUAAGAGAGUAGCAUUGAACACUAUUUUAUUUUUAUGGAUCAGAUCAGUUUUGGCGGUUUAAAAAAUUUUUUCUUUGUGACUUAUGACCUGGAAAUAUAUGAUGGGUGAAUUUCUAUUAAUUUUUUCAUUUUUUAAAUUAUUCUUUUUAAAGUGACUC
Messenger RNA from Lymnaea stagnalis (great pond snail), 7548 nucleotides. Lineage: Eukaryota; Metazoa; Mollusca; Gastropoda; Lymnaeidae. The record is from the annotation of a GenBank genome assembly.